UAUGUUUAAGACUUCUUGCUUCUCUUCAACAGUGGCGCUAUUGAUUUGAGAUCCAGCUUCAUUUCAUGAAGGCUUGGGAUUGAGAUUGGUGGGGAGGGAGAAGGAGUGGAAAGGAGAGACUAGUUAUGGCUGAGGGGAACAGGGGGAGAAGGGUGUUCAAUGUGCCAGCAAUGUGUGGCCGGGAGUUAGAGGCUGAGCUUUCCCGGGAUGGGAGUCAUUACAGCCUCUCCAGCGGGAUGCUUCCAUCUCUCGGUGCCAGGAGCAAUCGAAGGGUUAAGCUUCGGAGGUUCAUCUUGUCCCCUUAUGAUCGUCGUUAUAGAGCAUGGGAGACAUUUCUUAUUAUUCUGGUCAUAUAUUCUGCUUGGGUAUCUCCUUUUGAGUUUGGGUUUCUGGAAAGACCAAAGGGAGGCCUAGCUAUUGCUGAUAACGUUGUUAAUGGAUUUUUUGCCAUUGACAUCGUCUUGACCUUCUUUGUGGCCUACCUGGAUAGAGCAACAUAUCUUCUCGUAGACAAACCAAAAAAAAUUGCUUGGAGGUACACAACCAGCUGGUUUAUUCUAGAUGUUGCUUCAACUAUCCCAUCUGAGGUCGCUCGCAAAAUUCUGCCUCAUAAACUCAGAUCAUAUGGGUUUUUUAACAUGCUUCGGCUUUGGCGUCUCCGGAGAGUCAGCUCGCUUUUUGCCAGGUUGGAGAAAGACAGGAACUUUAAUUACUUCUGGGUUCGAUGUGCAAAGCUCAUCUGUGUUACUCUCUUUGCUGUUCACUGUGCGGGAUGCUUCUAUUAUCUUCUUGCAGCGAGAUAUCAUGACCCCAGUAUGACAUGGAUUGGGGCGUCCAUGCCAGACUUCCGUGAAAGAAGUUUAUGGAUUCGCUAUGUUACAUCAAUGUAUUGGUCAAUCACGACCCUCACAACUGUUGGGUAUGGAGAUUUGCACGCUCAAAACACAAGAGAGAUGAUUUUUGACACCUUUUACAUGCUCUUUAAUCUUGGAUUAACGGCAUAUUUGAUUGGAAAUAUGACCAACCUAGUUGUUCACGGCACCAGCAGAACUAGGAAAUUUAGGGAUACCAUUCAAGCCGCCUCAGGUUUUGCAAAGAGAAACCAGCUUCCUGGACGGUUGCAAGAUCAGAUGUUGGCGCACUUGUGUUUGAAGUUCAGGACAGACUCAGAGGGUCUUCAGCAACAAGAGACACUUGAUGCUCUUCCUAAAGCCAUCAGAUCCAGCAUUUCCCAUUUUCUGUUCUAUUCUCUUGUCCUUAAGGUGUAUUUAUUCCGUGGUGUUUCUGAUGAUCUACUCUUCCAACUUGUUUCUGAAAUGAAAGCCGAGUACUUUCCUCCGAGGGAGGAUGUGAUUCUGCAGAAUGAAGCACCUACCGAUUUCUACAUAGUAGUCACUGGCAGUGUGGAUAUAAUAGAGCACACGAAUGCAACUGAAAAGAUUGUUAGGGAGGCCAGGACAGGUGAUUUGGUUGGAGAAAUCGGAGUGCUUUGCUACAGACCUCAGCCAUUCACAGUUCGCACCAAAAAAUUGUGUCAGCUGUUGCGCUUAAAUCGCACCACAUUCCUAAGUAUAAUUCAAUCAAAUGUCGGGGAUGGAACUAUAAUCAUGAACAAUCUUCUGCAGUUCUUGAAAGGGCAGAAAGACCCUUUAAUGGAAGGCGUCCUGAGAGAGACAGAAAAUAUGCUGGCGCGAGGCCGAAUGGACUUGCCUCUGACUUUAUGUUUUGCUGCAAUUAGAGGAGAUGACCUCUUAUUACAUCAGCUCCUAAAGCGUGGUUUAGAUCCAAAUGAAUCAGACAAUAAUCGGCGGAGCGCAUUGCAUAUUGCAUGUUCCAAAGGAAGCGAGAACUGUGUUCUUCUCCUUCUAGAUUACGGGGCAGAUCCCAACAUCAAAGAUUCAGAAGGAAGUGUUCCGCUGUGGGAAGCGAUACUUGGCAAACAUGAGGCGAUCAUCCAUUUGCUGGUAGACAAUGGUGCAAACCUCUCUGCGGGUGACAUAGGCCAGUUUGCAUGUACUGCUGCGGAGCAAAACAGCUUGGAGCUUCUUGAAGAUAUAGUUCGUUAUGGAGGGGAUGUGACCGUUACAAGGAUGGAUGGCACCACUGCUCUGCACUUAGCUGUCUGUGAAGGAAAUGUUGAAAUGGCCAAGUUUUUAGUGGAACAUGGAGCUGACAUUGAUAAAGCAGACAUGAAUGGCUGGACAGCCAGAGAUCUUGCUGACCAACAAGGCCAUGAUGAGAUAAAAGCCAUCUUUGAAGCCAAAAACGCACGUGAUAACAAAUCUUCCACCACGGCCGACUCGUUACAAGCUCCUCAACUGGUUGGGAAGUUUAGCAGUGAACCUUCAAUACGCCAUGCCAACUUUGAAGCCACACCAUCACCAUCACCAUCACCAUCACCAUCACCAUCACCAUCACCUGGAGAUGCAAUCUUCUCCAGGAAAGGCCACCGAUGGCAGAAGGCUAGUAAUUUUCACAACUCCUUAUUCGGGAUCAUGUCAGCUGCGCAUGCUAAUAAUGUCAGUGCACCUCUCUCUUCCAUGGUGCCUACAAGGUGUGCAGGCGUCUCAGCUGUUCACCAUCACCCUCCCAAACGAGUUACUGUUAGCUGCCCAGAGAAAAGUGGCAUGGCAGACAAACUUGUGCUACUGCCUAGCUCACUCAAUGAGCUGCGACAAGUUGGUGCAAGGAAAUUUGGCUUCUUACCAAGCAUGGUCUUCACCAGAGAUGGAGCUGAGAUUGAUGACAUAAAUGUCAUUAGGGACGGUGAUCAACUUGUUUUGGUUAGCGACAGUUGGUUGAGAGGAGAUGGUAAUAACACCUCACAAGUUUGAAUAUUUAUGGUCAAACAAUAACUUAAUUCCUGCUUUAACUCUCAACUCUCAACCAUGGAGUUGAGUGUUAUAGAGCAGGGGCGCCGCUGGUCGCCUUUCUUAAAAAAAUAAAAAAAAUAAAAAAACCGUUUAUUCUUGAAGAUCUUGAUAAGUUUUGAAAAUCAGGAUCUUUGGAUAGUUGUACUCUGUAUCUUUUCAGUGGGGGCAUGGGUAGAAUACAAAAUUUACUCACUGGUGCUUGGGGACCUUUAUUGAUUGAUUGAUGCAUUGACUUAGCAAUAAACAUCAAUAUAAACAGUAUCAAAUAGUACUGAAAUCCGGAUGUACAGACUUAGCAAUAAAUAACACCGGGUCUGCGGUUUUUUAUUUUCAAUAAAUUUGUAGUUUAUUUAUAUUUAUUUCAAAAAUAAAUAAAUAAAUAAAUAAUAUCGGGUGAAAAGAAUCUGUUGUAUCGACAAGCUUCAUGGAAA
Dioscorea cayenensis subsp. rotundata (Guinea yam) is the source of this 3304-nucleotide messenger RNA. RefSeq names its product potassium channel AKT1-like. Gene Ontology annotation, cellular component: membrane. The transcript has 11 exons. The record is from RefSeq and is a predicted model, not a curated record. Gene Ontology annotation, biological process: transmembrane transport; potassium ion transport. The coding region runs from base 126 to 2834 and encodes 902 amino acids. Gene Ontology annotation, molecular function: protein binding; voltage-gated potassium channel activity. Lineage: Eukaryota; Viridiplantae; Streptophyta; Magnoliopsida; Dioscoreales; Dioscoreaceae.